This is a messenger RNA of Tetrahymena thermophila SB210, 4221 nucleotides long. RefSeq lists its product as hypothetical. The record is from RefSeq and is a predicted model, not a curated record. The transcript has a single exon. NCBI's taxonomy places the organism in Eukaryota, Ciliophora, Oligohymenophorea, Hymenostomatida, Tetrahymenidae.
AUGAGCGUUUCAUCCCAAGUGCGUAAGCUUAGCACAAGCCCAUUUUCUCGUGAUGUCCAUAUGACAAAUCAGAAAUUGAAAAGCAUGCAAUAACAUACAGAGCAUAUUUUAAAGAUGAAUUAAAAAAAGAACAUGUCUUUAGCUACUAAUUUAGGUUCAAAAAUUGGAGUAAACAAUAAUACUGAUGAUGCAGCAAGCAGUUAAUUAUAUAGUUAAAGUUAGAAAUUUAGCUGUUCAAGCAAUACAACAUCUCCUAAGAUUUCACCUAGAGAGUAAUUGCCUUCAUCGCUUAUUUUAUAAGCAAAUAACACUCUAAAUUCUAAAAUGAGUAGCAGUAAAAUUUAAACUCAAACAAACAAUGUCGCUCAGAAAAACACUAAUUUAACUAGCUAACAAUCUAUUUAAAGUCAUAACUUGUCAAAAUAGGCUUAAAAUUCUCUCAAAUAACUGCAAAAAACUCUGCACUAAAACAGCAGUAGCAAUACAAAUAAAGGUAAAUCUUAGAGUCAAAUACCUGGUAAAUAUACACUUUAGCAAGAUACAUAAAAUAUUAGAAUAUCAACUCUUGGUAAUUCAUUAAAGCCAAGUGAAGAUACGCCAAAAUUCAAGCACUUAAAAAAUGGGGAUUGGCAGAGUUUGGAAUCAAUUUAAGGCUUAAACAACUUAUAAAGCUUAACUGGAAUUGAGGAAUUUGUUCAUCAGAAUAACACAAAUGUUCUUUGUUCUGUUUUCUCUUUUGGACACGACAGCGAUGAUGAAGAAAAUGGAAAUUUGGACUAAGAAAAAGUGAAAAGAUGUGAACCUGCUAAACCCAGCUAAUUUUCUUAGGUUAAUUCAUCUAGCAAUGGAGAAAAGAAAAAGAGAGUUUCGUUCUGCGAUCCUACCAUUCAUACAUUUUCUGCAGAUGAAGAUAUUAAGAGAUUCGACCACUAUUAUGCUGAAAAAAAUCCUACAAAAAAUAACUAAAAUCCUCAAUUGUUGAAUUAAAUACCUUCUUGUCUUUCCUAAAAAAAUAAUUAAGCUAGGCAUUCUUCUCCAAUCUCUGCUUCAUAAUAACCAGUAAAUCAGCCCGUUUCAAUAAUUAAAAAACAUGAUUAGACAUAAAUUCAUCAUUAAAAAUCUAAUUUAACAAGUGAAAACUGCUAAAAUAAUUAAUUUGUCAAUAACUAAUAAAAUAUAAACUAGAACAAUAAAGCAGAUAAUAACAAUAUAAUUGAUGGAGUGUUUUAUUCGAUGUAGUAAGCUAUUUCUUAAGAUUAAUUGAAUAAUCACGCUAUUUUCGAAUCUUUCGCUCCUAAGCAACCUUAAGGUUCAAAUAUUUAACAUUAUUCGCAAUAAUCUUAAAUGCAAAAUUAAAUAUAGAAGUAAAACUAAAUCUCAAAUAACUUAGGAAAUUAAAGAUACUCCUCUCAACCUGUUAACCAGUAAAAUCAACCAAAUUCUAUUUCAGUACUUAUCUAAAAUGCUUUUAAAAAUUUUAAUCAAAACACGACUUCUUAGAGUAAUUUAUAAAAUAGAAGUUAAUCUCCUCAUAGAGAUGAUACAAGCAUGAACAGAAAUAUUAUAAUUACUGAUAAAAUUAAUCACAUGAAUAUAAUAAAAGAAACUAGUUAAAUCACUAAAGAUUAAAGCAGUACUACAACUAAUAUCUAAUAAAACAAUUCUAAUACUCAAAACUCAAAGUUAGAAGAAGCUAGAAAAAAUCUAGUCAAGCGCGAUUCUCACAGCAUUAGUGAAAUUAUUUCUGUUUCACCUUUAAAAAAGACAACCAGUCACGAAUACCUGCUUUGUAAAGAUUAAAAUGGAAAUGGCAAUUAAAAUGACCAAUUUUCAAGUCGAAGUGAGUUAGUGCUAGCUAGACUCAGCAAAUAAGACUUAUUAUCAGAAGAUAACAAUAAAAAUAUGAUCAAUUAGGAAUAAAAAUUGGUAAAUGAAUUCUCGCUAUAAGAUGUCCAAAAUAUAAAAAUAGAAAAUUAUCUAUAAGAAAAUACUUCUAAAUCAAACGCAUCUAUUAUAAACUAAUAAAAGAACAAUACUGAAGUUACAAAUAAUUAUAUCAAUAAUAAUAAUUAUAAUGUUAGUAACGCAGAUAUUUUUUUAAAUAAUAAUUUUGCGUCAUCAACCUUAAUUGGUAAUUCACCCCAUUCAUCUAUUCCUUAAUCAUAUUCAGCUCCUUCAAACAACAAUAACAGCAACCAAAAUGCUCAUAAUUUUCCUACAACUAGCAUGAGUCAAAUCGCCUAGUAAAAUUAAUAGGGAAGUAAUUAAAAAGAUAAUAAUAAUAUAGCUUCUGCAGCUUCAUCAUUCAUUUCUUCGUGUUCACCUCCUUAUCGUUCAUAUGACUAAACAACUUUAGCUGGUUCUUCUAACUUUGCAAAUACUGACAUAAAGCUUUCUAUUAUUUAGCCUGUAAAUGCGUCUUCCUUUGCGUUUGGAUCUCAAAUAACACUUUCUCCAUAAGAGUCUAUUUCAAGUAUCCAGACAAGUCAAACCUACAACCUGAAUUUGAAUAGCAAUCCUAAUUAGAAUGCUUAAAGUAAUCCGUACAAUUCUUAUUACUAAUAAAAUGUAAAUCCCUUAAGUAAUAAUUCUCUCAAUAAUUUCAAUGGAUUAAACAGCUUACAAAAUAAUCUCUAAGGAAAUCAAUCAAACAAUUAACUUAUAAAUUAAUAAAACCUUAAUAAUAAUAGCAAUGUAAUUUAUUUAAGUAACUAAAAGGGAAUUCAAAUCCCAACUUGUUUGAGUAGCUCUUCUUCAGACGCAAACGCAAAUAAUAACACUACAGCAAAUACAAAUAAUAGCUGUGCUAAUUUAGACCUUUAUAAAGUUAAUGUACCUUCGUUUGAUCCUUCUGAGAAAAGCAGACAAGAAAAAAACAGUCAAAACAUAAUAAAAAUAAAUUUAGAAGAGAUUGCUAAUAGCUCCCUCAACAUUAACUGUCAAAAAGAAGAAUAAAAAGAUUUGAGUAGCAACUCAAAUACUAUAACAAAUAAUAGCAAUCUGACUAAUAAUUAAGCAGGAAGCAUGACAGCAACAAGUCUGAAUAACAACUGCACAAUAAAUUCUCCCUUCAGCAUAUAGUCAAAUUAAAAUUUUACUAUGACAUCAACAGCUACUGCAUUCACAAAUAAUAGAUAAAGUUUCGAAACAAACUUUUGGAGAAAUGAAGCUGAAUUAACUCCAUCUGAAUAUUUCCUUUCAUUUAUAACAAAUAAUCCUAAGCCUUGUCCUAAACCUAGUAUUGGAGGCGGUAUAGGUACACCUCAAUCAAACCCUUUAAAUUAAAAGAAAAAUAGCAUAAGUGUAAAAGAUUCAUUCAUUUCUACAUAAUCUCAUUUCAUCCCUAAACAAAACAUCGAUAAUAAUUUAGAUAGCUCAAUAGAAUUUUAUCAAAAUAAUUUCUCAUCAAGUUGCAGCUAUAUUAAGUAAAAUAAUUAAACCAAUUCUAAAUUAUCACUAAGCAACACAGCUUCAUACGGAAUCGAGCAAUCUAAAGUAAAAUCAAAAUCCCCAAAUAGAUUAAAUUCUUAUGGUACAACUUCUCUAAAAUCAUCUUAGUGUUCUUCAACAACUUAAUCUAAAAAGUAGAUUUAAACUCUUCAAUAACAAGCAGAAAUUAAAGGCAACGGUAAAAACAAAAGUUAUUCAAAUUACACAAGCACCUCGUAAAACAAUAUCCAUAGCUCUGAUACAAACCCAUAUUAAUAGCAAUUUUAUAGUUAAUAUUAUAGUAAAACUUCGUUAUCUCCAUCUAAGAGAUUAAACUAAAUUGAAUAGGACAACAACAACAACAACCAAGUCCCAAAUUAAAGCCAAAAACGCCCCGUAUUCCUAGAAUAUAACAAUGUAUCUAGCAUUAAAAAGAGCAAAAACUUAAGCAGCAGCAACAACAAUACUAAUACUAACAACAAAAAUUAAGAAGUUAGAAAUAAAAUAACAAGCCAACUUAAUAAAAGAAAGACAAGUGAGUAAUCUUAGGUAAAGAAGGACAUAACAUCUUUUUAUAACAUAUAAAAAAUAACAUAACAGAAUAAUAUGUAUAACAACUCUCUAAACAAAAGAAUCGGCACAUCAAAUCAUAAUAAUUCUAGGGAUUAAAUAAUUCAGAACUAUUACCAAUUCCAAAAUAAUUUUUAUGAAAAAGCAACUGAGCCAAUCAAUAAUAACAUCAAUAAAAAUUAUAGCUAAGAAAGAUAAGCUAAAAACUCAUCUCUUAUUUGA